CCCGCGCAGGACGCGGAGGCCAGCAUGGAGAGCGAGCUGGAGCCGCUGGCCCUGCAGCCGGCGAGCCCGGCCGAGCCGCACUUCCAGGCGCUGGUGGAGGCUGCGGGCGGCCGCGGGCAGGUGCUGCUGGUGGGAGAGCUGUGGGAGCGCGAGCAGAGCCGUGAGCUGCUGCGAGACUUCUCCCGCGCCGUGUUCCCUCCGGAGCCAGAGCCGGAGCCAGCGUCGGGCAAGUCGGGGAAGCCCGGUAAGCCGGGCCACUACACAGAGGCCGAGAGCGCAGCCACUGCGGCGGCCAUCGGGCCGCAACGGGCUCCGGGGGCAAAGGCAGCGCGCUCCAUCCGCUCGCCGCUGGUCUUCGUGCUGUGCCGCUCUUCAUCGCUGGCCGCCCGGGACCUGCGGCGCCUCCUGCGGGAGAUGCUGCGGGAUGUGCGCAGCCGGAGACCGGAGGGCGCAGCGCUGGUCGGAGUCCUGGUGGCCGACGCGGGAACGGAGGACGCGGUGGUGUCAGGACUGCAGCUGCUGGAGACGCUGCUGCGCUCGGUGUUCGGCCGCCAGGUCGGGGGCCCGGUGCAAGCUGCCGCCUUCCGUCUCGGCUCCCCGGCCUCCUGCCUGGCGGUCCAGGAGGCGGCCUGCAGGGCCCUGCAAGCUGCCGGGCCAGGUCGACCAGCAGAAGGUGCCUGGGAAAGACCAGGCCUCCCUGGCCUACUGACUUGCUUUUCCUGGGGUCCUCGGAACCAGAGGAAGAACCAAGGAUAUGCCACCUCCUCCCAAGGCCCAGCUCAAGAACACCUCCAGGUCUCGGAGGAGGAGCUUGCACUGACAGCCAUGUGUCCCAAUGGAGACUGUGAAGACCGAGGGAGUGGAGCCAGAGCCCAGGAUGGAGUUGUCCGCAUGCCAUCUGAGCCCUUGGAGGACACAAGAUGAAGGCUGAACCCCUGGACUGGCCCUAACCUACACACUGGGGUCUGGACCUUCUCAGUGGGCUUCCAUGUCACAGUGUUGACCUCGGCAGCUGGUGGCUGACUGACCACAGAGACCCCACUUGCUUGGGGACUGCCGCUUUCACUGUUGCCAGUGAGGCAGCAAGGCCCAUGGGACCUGCCCCACACUUAGUGUUUCUUCUCUCUGUGAGCAAGGUGAUCCUGUCUCUCUGUGCCUUCAUUUCUCAGAGCCAAGGAGACACUGCACCGCUGUGCAGACUUGCCACUCUGUCUGGGGCUUCUGUUUCCCAGGAAGCUGCCAGCCCAGUGGCUUUCCACCAGGGACUAGGAUGCACCUCCAGGCAAUACUGGAAACUUGUGUGGGGACAAUUAGUGGGCAUCUCACAGCCUGUAGGACGGUCCAACCCCAAAUAAUCUAUUUUCUCAGAAUACCAGUUGUGACAGUUUCGAGAGAUGAAAGAGCCAAUCCCUUCUCCCUGUCAGUCUGUAAAGAGAUCCCCUUGGCUUUCCUGGGUCCUUGGUCCCCAGAACAAGCCAAACUCAAGACCCGACUGUUGCCGUGAGGGGGCCUGUCAGGUCAGAGCCGAAAUGACCUGUGUGUUGCAGGGCCAGAACCGAAAGCGCCUUGCAUGCUGUGAGAAGAAGGGGCCUCAGUCUUUCCCGUGUAGACACUGAUUACUGUGCCAAAUCCUCUGUGGAAAAGUUUUCUGGGAGCUGCCUAGAGCACCAAGGACAAGGAAAGCCAGGGUAUUGGGGUGUUCAGUUCCCCGACUUAUGUUAGAGCUCAAGUCCUAGCCCAAGUAUUCUGGAAUCUUCCUUCUGAGGCUUUGAGUCACAGAGGGUUCACGCAGAGGCAACUGGGAAUUGCCUCUUGGCCUUGCCUGCCCCUGGAGAAAUCAGUCUUUGGAAGGGAAAGGGCCCUACUAGUUUUCCCUGAUGUGAGAAAAGCAUUGUCAGAGGGAAGUGGAUAGACUUACAUAUUCAACUGUGUUCCACUCUGCAGAUACCCAACUGUGCUGUGCUUGGCGUAGCUCCCUGUGAGGAGAUACACACCUUUGAGUCAUCAUUUCAACUCUUUCUGUGACAGCACCAAGGGAGGGGACCCUCCCUGCUCUGUGCCUCAGUUUCUUCUUGGUGAUCCACAGCCUAAUCCUGUUCCCUCUCAGUCUCGUGGAGAGAGCAUGAGGUGCAGAGGGAUUGGCAUCUUCCUGGCGUGAGGUGGAAGCAGACUCAUUUUAAUAAUGCAAGGUUGCCCCGUGGGAAGUGGUCCAGUUAGCAUAUUUUAUUCACGUGUGAGCUAGAGGCUGGGGUAUAGUUCAGUUAGUUAGAGAGAGUCUAGCAUGCUAAUUUGAUCCCCACAGCUAUAUGAUCUGGAAGAGGUGCACACGCCUGUAAUCCUGGUUCUUGGGAAGUAGAGAGAGGAGGAUCUGAAAUUCAAAUUCACCUUCAGCUACAAUAUGAAUUGGAUGGAGGUCAGCCUGGGCUACACGAGAUCCUGUCUCAAAAAAAAAAAAAAAGAAAAGCAAUUUUGAAUUAUCAAUUUGACUUGAUUUUGGUUUUAUUGGGGGUUUUUUGUUUUGUUUUUCAGGACAGGAUUUCUCUGUGUUACAGUCCUAGCUGUCCUGGAACUAGCUAUUGUAGACCAGGUUGGCUUCAAAUUCACAGAGAUCUGCUUGCUUCUGCCUCCCAUGCUGAGAUUAAUGGUGUGUGUCACCACAGCCCAGCUUGAUUUUGUUUUUAAAUGGGAAGACUGGUGUAUCUGAAGCUGCUAUAUUUUUGUUACAAUGUUGACCUAUGCAAUCCUAUGUGAUCAUUCGGUUGAGUUCCAUUAUUUGAGCAAGAAAAGGGGCUUGAAAUUUAAACUGGGAAUUUGUCUAGGAAGUUACAGAGUUAAAAAUCUUUUGUAUUUGUUACCCAUGUUUGAAACUUAGGAAACAGCACAUUUAAAUCAGCUGGGUUUCCUGGGUGAGGAAGGCUGUACCUUCCUCUCCGUCCUUCACUUAGAACCCCAUCCCUACUGUACCUCAGGGCCUUUUGAGUUUGUCGCCUCUGCUCUAAAAGGGUGAUUCGCACACCAUUCGCAUUAGCUGUGGUCUGAGUUGUCUGCUGUCUUGUCACUGGUUGCAAAGGUCGGUGUACUGAGCCUGGGUUUUGUUUCCCAGCUGGUAAAACAGGUGUAAGAAACAGCAUCCUGCCGUCCAUCUUAGUACUGUUUCCCAGCGGACAGCAGGACUUGGGUUUCACCAGAGAUGGCCUUGUGGGACCCUUCCGGAGGAAAGAAGGAAGGGUGGAGACCUGGAGGAAGGCAGGGGUCCCUGAGAGCCACAUGUGAGGACCUGACCACCAGCUCCACUAGGUCCUGGGGUUCUAACCUGGAAUGCAAUGGUAGUUCCUCUGCUUUUGACAUGAGUCCUGGCUCCUUAGAUCUAAUUAAACCAGACAGUGCCUCACUGGUAUCUGAUAGAAACAGAAUAGUCUUCCUUUUCUUCUCUAACACUGUCUUCAUGGGGGUCUGGUGAGGAGGGAGUCUGAGUAAAUAAAAUACCCCUAAAAGUCCUCCAGGCCCAGGUGAUCUCUUCACAGCCCAUGUCUGGAACUGGAAAAUAUCUGGGGGAGUGGAAGCCAGUAUUAAAUAGAUUUAUUUGUUUAUUUAUUUAUUUUUACUUUUUACUUAUGGUGGCGCAUACAUACCACAGCACAUGUAUGGAGGUCAGGACGACUUGUGGGAGUCAAUUUCUUCAUCCACCAUGUGGACCUAGGGGAUCCAACUUAGGUCAUAUGGUUUGGUAGCAAAAUACUUUGCCCACUGAACCAUUUUACAGUCCCAGAAGUAAAUAUUUAAAAGGAGAUUCUCUUUUUAAUUGAAAGACAGCAUGGUUUUGAUAUACAAUAGAGGGUGCGGACGUGUAUGCAUAUGUGUGUGUUUAAGCAGAGCUAACCCAGACCUUCACUGGCUUUCAGGCAAAUCUUUGUUGAGAUUUGUGUCAUGGUUUCUCUCCUGUUCAAGUGUUUGCCUCCAAAGAGUUCCUGGCUUGUAAAAGCAAAUCUUCAGGAGAGCCUCUAAAGGAACCAAAUGUGGUUGCUUUGGGCCUGCAAUAUCAGUGAGCUCCUCUUUUUCUGCAAGAAGCAAGGACCAAACUUCAGCUAGACGGUAACGGCCACUGACCACUGAAGAUGCAAACGCAAUCUGUGCUUUAAAAUGCCAAUGACGGCUGGCCAGUGGCGGCGCGCACCUUUAAUCUCAGCACUUGGGAGGCAGAGGCAGGUGAAUCUGUGAGUUCCAGGACAUCCAGGACUACACAGAGAAACCCUGUCUCAAAAACACAAAGCCAAUUACAAGGUAGGGCUUGCUUCACAGGGCCAGGUAGCCUGGACUUUGUCCUGUUUGCAGGGUACACAGAGCCUGCCCUGUGAGGGGAGGAAGCUGUCUUCUUUAUUGAGGGCUGCGCCAGCACUCUGACCUGAUUUUGUGUGUUAGUGGAUCAAGCAUUGGGACAGAGGUGGAAUUUAGCCAGGAGAGCCAGUCACUUGCAUAACCUUGGUGUUGGAGCUAGGGGAAGUUGGUGGUACGGGACCACCAGAAAUCUACGUACAUCCUAUCUGCCUUCAACUUUGAACCCAAGUCUUCAGCCUCACACUCAUGGCUGCCACUUGGAGAAGAGCAUGGCUGCCUGUAGGAUACAGUCGCAGGUAGGUUCAGAGUCACAGGAAGUACAAUGGGUGAGACUGAGAGGGGAGAACAGGGUGUGUUGGGAGGUCACAUCCAGGUGGGUGUGGCUUUGGUAAGGCUGAGAACCCUAUCUACCUUCUUCCCUGGGAUCUCCAGCUAUGACUCCUACCCAAAAUGCUUAGCAGGGCUUGGAACACCCUGCUUAGUCCUUGUGACCAAGCCCUGGUUUUGAGAUCUAGUUACAAAAACUGGGUCUAUCUCUGUCUUCGUUAGGAUUUUUACUGCUGUGGAGAAUCACUGUGUCAACAGCAACUCUUAUAAAGAAAACAUUUAACUGGGGUGGCUCGCUUCCAGUUUCAGAGGUUCAGUCAUUCUCAUCAUGAUGGGAAACAUGGCCCCGUGCAGUCAGAUGUGCUGGAGCAGAGAGGGCUACAUCUCGCAAGCCACAGGAAGAAGACUGAGACACCGAGCAGUAUCCUGGGCAUAGGGAAGCUCCCCCACAGUGACACGCUUCCUCCAAGAAGGCCAUACCCACUCCAACAAAGUCACACCUCCUAAUAGUCCCCUCCCUAUGAGACUGUGGGGGCCAGUUAUAUUCAAACUACCACAGUCUCUUAGCCCCAAGUUCUUCUCUUCAUUGCUAGUGGAAGAGGUCUUCAUGCUGAGGGUGGCUUGUAUCAUUGCUCGUACUGCAGGCUAACUUCACUCUGGCCUGCAGUCCCUGUGGACUGCCUGCUCCAGAACCCAUAGAUGUGGGGACAGCUACUCUCAACCCCUUGGUCCCCGACAAGAGGGUGCCUCCCCUUCAGCCUACCCAGAGCCAGGCAACAGGAACAGCUCCAGAAAGUAGGCAAGGCCCUGAAGGGCCACACUUGGAACUAGAGGGCUUAAGAGGAAUCCAUGGCAAGGCGCAAGUGAAACUUCCCAUUUUCUAGAAACCACCUUGGGAAAAAAGGCAAAGAAACAGGUAAUGUUAAUUUAAAUCAUGAGCAAUCUUCAUUUUUUGUUUGUUUGUUUGUUUAAGACAGAGUCUCACUAGGUAGAGCUCUUUCUUGCCCAGAACUCACCAUAUAGACCAGGCUGUCUUCAAACUCAUGGAGAGUGAGUCACCUGCCUUUGCCUCCUAAGUACUGGGAUUAAAGGCAGGUCACCACACCCAGCUGAAUAUACUUUUAAAACACAUUUAAAUUUUAUGUGUAUGUGCCUGACUGUAUGUAAAUGCAUGAUGUGUGUGCAGAAGCCCAUGGAGGUCAGAAGAGGCGUUGAAUCCCUAGGGAUUGGAGUUACCGAUGGUUUUAAGUUGCUGUGUGGGUACUGAGAACUGAACCCAACUCUCCCGCAAGAGCAGUAAGUGUUCUUAGCUGAUGAACCAUCUUUCCAACCUUCAUUUUCUUUUUUCUUCUU
Messenger RNA from Microtus oregoni (creeping vole), 6015 nucleotides. RefSeq names its product chromosome unknown C2orf72 homolog (gene CUNH2orf72). Bases 25 to 924 code for a protein of 299 amino acids. The transcript is spliced from 3 exons. NCBI's taxonomy places the organism in Eukaryota, Metazoa, Chordata, Mammalia, Rodentia, Cricetidae. The record is from RefSeq and is a predicted model, not a curated record.